Molecule: messenger RNA, 987 nt
Organism: Camelina sativa (false flax)
Lineage: Eukaryota; Viridiplantae; Streptophyta; Magnoliopsida; Brassicales; Brassicaceae
Product: F-box protein At1g30790-like
Source: RefSeq, a predicted model, not a curated record
AUGUCCCAGACUCGGUCACGGUUUCUAGUCGCUGUUCGUAUUACUGAGAACCGUGUAAUCCUCUUAUCGACUUCACACAAAGAAGUACCUACUACUUCUUUGGUUACCAAUCUUCCAAUGCCAAUAUGCGGUUGCCGGCAGAACUCUAUUCGUUAUACUUCUUUGCAUACCUAUCUCGAAAUGACACUGUCCGGUUUCCCUGUGGACCUUGUUCAUUGCUCUUCCAUCCAUGGAUUGUUCGGUUUGUCACAUCCUUCAGAUCCAGGUCGGUUCACGAUAUGUAACCCUAGCACUAGACAAGUCAUAACAUUGCCGGAUAUCAAAGCUUCUAGUGGUAGAAGAGAGCACGUAUAUAUGUUCAUGGGAUAUGAUCCUGUUGGUAAUGUAUACAAAGCAUUGUGUAGCACGUCUUGGCAUGGCCAACCUUGUCAAGAGCACAUGGUUUUAACAAUUGGAGGAGGAAAUCUUUCAUGGAGAAGCAUCAAAGGUAGAAAAAUCCCGCGUUAUACAGUUGUAACAAAUGGAAUAUGCAUCAGUGGGAUGGUGUAUUACGGUGUGUCGACUACCCUAAGACAAGAGAAGAGAUUCUUUAUUUUUCGUUUUAACGUUAGAAGUGAGUGCAUAGGUUCUAUCAACAUAUAUUGGCCAGUCAUAAAACAUGGAUCAUUGAUCAACUUCAAUGGGAGGGUUGCCGGGGUUAGGCCCUUACCACGUGCUCCUCCCGGUAGUUUUGAUUUGUGGAUUCUAGAUGACUUUGACAAAAAACGCCACUGGUAUAGGAAAGGACUAACUGUCCACCCUUUGUUGUUGCAUUUGUCCGGGAAUAUUGAGUUAAAAAUCUUAGGGGUGAACAAAAGCUACGAGGUCGUUAUAGGUCCGCUAAAGUUUCCUCCCAAGCAUGAGCCAUUGUACCAGGCCCGACCCACCCCUAAAGCAGCCAAAACAUCAGCUUUAGGCCACAUAAUAUAUGCAAAUAAUUUUGGCUAA